Messenger RNA from Liolophura sinensis, 801 nucleotides. RefSeq lists its product as uncharacterized. The transcript has 4 exons. The record is from RefSeq and is a predicted model, not a curated record. Lineage: Eukaryota; Metazoa; Mollusca; Polyplacophora; Chitonida; Chitonidae. Bases 199 to 678 code for a protein of 159 amino acids.
GCGAGAUAUCACAAAUUUGGCGGAAUUUGAUCUGAAUUUAGUGUAAUAUUUCUCAUUUUGAACGUGUCACAGUGAUUUAAAAAGAAAGGAGACAUUCUAUGUGAAGAAGGAAGCGUUGCGAACGAAAUUUUAACGAAAGUACAAGAAUUUCCCAACUUGUCAGAACCCUCCCUUAGGUAGUUGGGUGUCGCCACCAACAUGACCUCUCCAGGGGUCAACCUCACGGAAUUCUUUUCUGAUAAUGCCACGAUCACAGUGUCAACAACAAACCUCACCGAUCUGAUGGCAACAAGUGAGAAUGCGACCUAUACUCAAGAGCACACAACUCCAUGGACUACUGUAACGACCAUUACCCAGGAAGUUAUGGAAAAUCUCAAUGACACCAGCACAACUGCCAACCAGACAUUUGUGUAUAACCACACUCUUUCCCCGUUUGUGCCAGAUGGGCAGGAUUUUUUCCACCACCUAAGCGGGAAGGAUGAGACGCUGUUCCUCACACUGGUUCUCAUGGCUGUCCUCAUCCCCAUCCUUUUCAUCGCUAUCUUUGCUGUCGUCUGCGUCCGCAAGAGGAGGGAGAAGAAAGCACGCAGGGCUGAACGUUUACUGAGGAACGCCCAGGAUCUGGCCAUGGAUGACUACCCCCCGGCUAUGUACAGGAUUCAGGCUCUGAGGGCGUGAUGCAACGACACCACUACCGGUUUACGGUUUGAAACGUGAUGGUAACAACAACAACAUGUCCUCAACAAAUGGACUUCUUUAUUCUUGCUACAACAACCAUCGUCACCACUGUGCAGCGUGAGG